GAUAUCUGAUGACUGUAGUUGAGAAUCCCCGACCCUUUCACGAAUGGAUCUCCGACUGAGUUAUCCUCCGUUUGAGACCAAUAUAUGCCCCUACAGACCCGAGUGACACUCCUUCUAUCCAGCAUAUAAAUUCUCCUGCUCACCCUACUCUAUCCGAUCAUCUUACCUGCGAUCCAGCAUCUAUACUCUCCCAUCUGGCCAACGCUCAAAUCCCUCCAGUCAUCGCUUCUAAUCAACCCCUCCACAACCACAACCGCAACCAUGGCGUGGCGCUGCUCAGGCCGCAACAAUGCCGAAUUGAUCUCUAACCUCUUCAACGUCGGCCUCAUAACAUCUCCCCGCGUCCGCGACGCCAUGAUCUCCGUCGACCGCGCACACUACUGCCCAUCCUCACCCCUCGCCGCAUACGAAGACUCCCCACAGCCCAUCGGCUUCUCCGCCACGAUAUCCGCACCACACAUGCACGCCGCUGCCUGCGAGUCCCUGUUGCCCUACAUGCCCGAGAACAAGGGCGCCAAGGUCCUCGACAUCGGCUCUGGGUCAGGCUAUUUGACGCACGUAUUGGCCAACCUAGUCUGCGGCGGUGACGGAACGGGGUCCGGGCACGUCGUGGGGAUCGACCAUAUCCAGGGCCUCGUGGACAUGUCGCGAGAAAACAUGCGCAGAAGCGAAGAGGGAAGACGGCUCCUGGACACGGGCAAAGUCGAAUUGAUUGUGGGCGACGGAAGGAAGGGGUAUGCGCCCGGCGGACCGUACGAUGCGAUCCACGUCGGCGCCGCGGCAAGUGAGAUGCAUCAGACACUCAUAGACCAGUUGAACAGCCCUGGAAGGAUGUUCAUCCCCGUCGAGGACAGCGACGGCUGGGGAAGUCAGUGGAUUUGGGUGGUGGACAAGGACAAGGACGGAAAGGUUACGAAGAAGAAAGAUAUGGGCGUGAGGUAUGUGCCAUUGACGGAUGCGCCCAAGUGACAAUCAUAGGGACUGGGAAAAGGGUUUUGGGAGUGGUUGUUCAAGCGACUUUGAUCAGCGCGCAGUGGGCGUACAGUUCGAUGUUGGGCGGAAUACACCACCAGCAAUGUAAGUCUUGAUGAGAGUCAGGAACACAUAUGUGUACGAUUAACACGACCACGACGGGCUAUGAGGACCGAAAAUAGGUGCCGUGCUAAGGCAGGAAACCUCGAAUGCUAUAAAGUAGCUGGCAUUGUUUUACGGAAAGGGCACGAAACGUACUUAACAUAAUCAUAUGAAAUUCUCAACAA
Exophiala xenobiotica is the source of this 1259-nucleotide messenger RNA. Its product is annotated as protein-L-isoaspartate O-methyltransferase. The transcript has a single exon. Gene Ontology annotation, molecular function: protein-L-isoaspartate (D-aspartate) O-methyltransferase activity. The record is from RefSeq and is a predicted model, not a curated record. Gene Ontology annotation, cellular component: cytoplasm. NCBI's taxonomy places the organism in Eukaryota, Fungi, Ascomycota, Eurotiomycetes, Chaetothyriales, Herpotrichiellaceae. Gene Ontology annotation, biological process: protein modification process. The coding region runs from base 262 to 969 and encodes 235 amino acids.